AUGAGUCGGUCCUGUCUGGAGGCCGCCCUGCACAACCCCGUCCACUGCUCCUUGUUGGGCUUCUCCGCUGCCAGCACCUCCCUACCUCAAGGCUACCUCUGGGUGGCCAGCGGCGGUGAAGGGGCCCAGGGCCAGCUGGAGAUCUUCUCCCUCAACAGGCCCACCCCGCGGGCGGUGAAGAGCCUCCCGCUGGGCUGCCGGCCCCUGUGCCUGGAGUACGUCCCGGAGCCCGUCCCGCCGGAGGACUCCGACGGAGGACCGGCCCCCCCCGGCCACCCCGGGGCCCCCGGGGCCGGCAACACCAUCUGCGUGGGGCUGGACGACGGCAGUAUCCUGGUGUAUGGCAGCGUGGACACCGCGGCCCAGUGCCUGCUGACCCUGCCCCACCCGGGGGGCGGAGCCGUGCUGUGCAUCAAGCACGCCUCCCACUUCCUGUUUGCCGGCCUGCGCUCGGGCUCAGUGCUGGUGUACGGACGCAGCGAAGGAGGUGACCUGUGGAACCCAGAGAGCCGGAGGUCGGUGGGGCUGGGCUCGGAGCCGGUCCGCGCCCUUCUGGUCCUGGAGGAACUGGUCUGGGCCAGCAGUGGGAACUCUGUGAUGGUCAUCGAUGGCUCCAGCCUCUCCACACAGCGGUUCGAGGUGCACCCGGACCCCCUGGUGAGCGUGGCCCACAUGGUGCGGGCGGGGGGCGGCGUGUGGAUGGCCUUCUCCGAGGGCUCCUCCAUCCGCCUCUUCCACACCGAGACCCUGGAGCACCUGCAGGAGAUCAACAUCUCCACCCGCUCCACGCUGCUCAGCGGGCCAGGCCAGCAGAGCCUGCGGGUCUCCAGCCUCCUCCUCUGCCAGGGGCUGCUGUGGGUGGGCACGGCCCAGGGGAGCAUCAUCACGCUGCCCGUCCCCAAGCUGGAAGGCAUCCCCAAAAUAACAGGUAAGGGCAUGGUGUCCCUGAACGCUCACUGCGGGCCGGUGGACUUCCUGCUGGCCUCCAGCAGCAGUCUGGCCCCCCAGCUGCUGAAGAGGGACUCCCUCCCCGAGGGGCCCGACUCGGCCUUCGGGGGCGACGGGGGCAGCGACUCCGCCUCCUCCCAGGAGUCCCUGCCGCCCCCGGGGGGGGGCCCCCUCCAGGCUGGGGGCCGCGGCGUGCUGCUGCAGUACCGACUGCGCUCCACCUCGGGGCUGCCCGGCCGGCCCCUCACGGCGCUGGGGGGGGGCUCCGCCUCGUCCCUGGAGUCCCUGGAGCACAGCCUGGAGGACGGCUCCAUCUACGAGCCCACCGACGACCCCGAGAUGUGGGUGCGGGGGCGGGGCUCCGCGCGGGAGGGGGGGCGGCGCGACCGCGUGACCUCGGCCGCCGUGGUCUCCGGGGGGCGGGGCUUCCGCCGGCUCAGGGAGGGCGGAGCCCACGGUACGAGGACGGCCGGGGGGGGGGGCGGCGAGAACACCCUGAUGGUGUGGCAGCUGCCGUUGACUGUGUGA
Molecule: messenger RNA, 1476 nt
Organism: Gadus chalcogrammus (walleye pollock)
Lineage: Eukaryota; Metazoa; Chordata; Actinopteri; Gadiformes; Gadidae
Gene: arhgef10la
Product: Rho guanine nucleotide exchange factor (GEF) 10-like a
Exons: 8
Coding region: 1-1476 (491 amino acids)
Biological process (GO): positive regulation of stress fiber assembly; actin cytoskeleton organization; SREBP signaling pathway
Cellular component (GO): cytosol
Molecular function (GO): guanyl-nucleotide exchange factor activity; protein binding
Source: RefSeq, a predicted model, not a curated record